ACGCUCCAUCCUGCGACUCUCUUCUCUUUCCAAUUCUCUCGACACGACGGCUUGGUCUACUCCCUGCUCCUUGCUCCCUGCUCCUCUACUCUCCGGCUUGGAGACAACUGCAAGUGAGAGAGUGCACGGCCUACUUACCACGAUUCUACUACUACUACUACUACUACUACUACUACUACUACUACUACUACUACUACUACUCUCUUCCUACUACCACUCAUCCACUACUACUACUCACCACCACCACCACCACCACCAACUCACUCAUACUACUCUGGAUUGCUGCUGGUGCCCGUGCUGCAUCAAAACUAUCCGGCAUCCCACUCCUGCUGCACUGCUUUUCUGUCCUCCGAUGCUGUCCAGCUAAUAACUAGUCGUCCAUUUCCGAUUUCCUUUACUGUCGCCGUUGCCACCGGCCAACUUUUACAUACACCAUGUCUCUUGCUGGCCCUCAGCCUCGACCGAUGCAUCCUGGAAUUUCUUCGUGGCCUGGUCAGCACGCCGUCUCUUCGCAUCCUCGACUUCCAGGCCUACCGUCGCCAUCAGAAUCCCAAUACGAAAUGCCACACUGGAAUCCCACUCAGCGUGCAACUCCCACCGACCCAGCCGCACCUGCAAAGGACACAAAGCUCCAAUUACCUGGCAUUUCUCAAAUACUUACACCACCCAUAUCUGAAGCGCAACGUCCGCUAUCUCAUCACGUACCAGCUCCAGCUCCAGCUCCGGCGCCAGCUUCUUCGUUCCACGACUCUGCCACCUCCGUUCACAACUCACCACCACGACAUCUAUCAUCCUCAACACUCAGCAGGCAGCAAUCGUUGGACGGCCGUGGAACUCCAUAUCUUGGGAGGCGAUCAGAUCCAGACAUACCAAUACCACAUGACACUUACUUUCCUCACCAGGCUCAUCUAUCUCAUGCCCCUCAGCUGCAUCACCAGUCGCCGCGCGCCACUUCCGUUGCUCCACAUCCCAUUCACGAUACAUCCGAAAGCGUGCAUGCCGGUGUAAAGCGACGGGCUGAAAGUGUACCGCGUGCACCGGAUUUUGCUCCGAGGGUCGUCUGUAAAGUGUAUGAUGAGCAUGGCAAUGAGCAUUGGAAGUACGACAAUGGUAACACCGUUCCUGCUGAAAUCGAUGGAGAGGCAGUCAAUCCUUGCUGGGGUAUCACAAAGGCCGGUAAACCACGGAAACGACUCGCCCAAGCCUGUCUUACUUGUCGAGAAAAGAAGAUCAAGUGUGAUCCUGGCUUCCCCAAAUGUGCCCAGUGCACCAAGUCUCAACGAACGUGUAAAGGAGGAGCAACCGAGCAGCAGUCGUCUCGUUCUCAGUCUCAUCGUUCAGAAACUAGUUCUCCCCUUCACAGAGCCGCCGGAACUGCACACAGCAGCCCUGGGACGUAUCCAUCCGUUGUAAGCACAAACGCUGCUCCCCCAGAGUGGUCGAGACCGACGAAGAUGCGACGCACAAGCGAUCACGAUUUGGCGCCGAGACAGCCGCAAGGUGCCUCGCCUCCACGCCACGAAAUACGAUGGAACCAAAGUGCUGGUAACGUUGGUUACCACACAGGCACUGAUCCUGAGCUCAAGCACGUUCCGACCAACAACUCACUCCAUUCAGCGAGACAUGUCAUGUCGGAGAACGAAAAAGCAGAUCGCUGGCUGACGGAUCCCUACGAAAUCAGUCCAGCCGUAACUCUCGAACUACUUGACCACUACUUUACGCACUUCAACUCCGCAACAUACUGCCUCUUUCCGAGAGAUACAAUCGUACAUUGGGUUCAACAUAACCGCUCGAAGACUCCACAAGAUCGUAUGGUGUUGUACAGCAUGCUCGCCAUCGGAUCCUUGUUCUCUCACAUCCCAGACCGACAUGCUUACGGCAAGGAGUUGCACGAAAUCGCCGAGUAUGCGCUAAAAACGCUGUUCAGUGAGCUGACGUUGCAGAUAUGCCAUGCCAGGCUUCUGGUGGGCAUGUAUUGCUUUGCACGUGGUGAAACAACUGCGUCAUGGAAUCACUGCAGACUGGCGCUGGGAUGCAUUAGCGCACUAGGGUUCAACUCGGAGAAGGUGAUCUGCUACAUUGCAGACCCCAGCGACCAUGUUUACGGGCUGGACCGGGAGAAGCUGCUUGAAUGCCGCAGGCGAACGUUCUGGUCUGGCUUUUUGAUGGACCGCUACAACGGCUUCUGCGGUGGCACUAAAUGCAACAUCAACCUCGAGGACACCUUCGUUCGUCUACCAUGUACAGAGCAGGAAUACAACAUGAAGCGCACACAGGAUCCUCCAAUCUUCGACUACGAUCUCAUCGGCACUCCUACCGAGCUUCCACUGAGCACAAUGGCCUAUCUCGUCCAGGUAUCGGCCAUUUGGGGUCAAGUCUUCUCAAUGACAGACCGAGCCUUGAAUAAGACUGUCAAUGCUGCGUACCUUGACUACUACGAGCACCACUACAACAGCAUGUACCACAAACUUCAGGCAUGGCACGCUCAAUUACCGCACGAUUUACGUUACAGUCCCGACGCCUUGACGAGUAGUAUCCACCGAGACUGCGCGGGAUCAUUCCUGUCGUUACACAGCUUGUACAACACUGCUUUUAUUAGGUUGAAUCGACACGUCAGAGUCGGUGCGCUUACGACUCAACUGGAAAGGAAUAUUCAAGCAAGCCUCGUGCACGCGAAGCAACUCUUCAAUAUUGCUCACCAUCUUCAACACGCAGACUCUCACCGCAUUGGCUCUCCUCGUCCAAGUUCGUUCUCUGCAGUUCCUUUUCUCGGCUACAGCUUGCUAGCGGCCGUGGACGUGCUCACCGCUGGCGGGUCCCGUGACACACUCCCGGGCCUCAAGAGGGCUGUCGAGGCCAACCUUGCUUGCAUCACGGAGCUGUCUCAUGUAUGGACCAGCGCCGACUCUCAGCGUGAUCUUGUCCUACGACGACUGCGCAAGAUAGACGACGUUACGUACGCUGGCUCGCCACGAGCAUUGGAGAACGGAGAUUGGGCUGUCGACCAUGCACUUGAUGCAACUUAUCGACGGGACGAAGAUGCUGUAUAUUCGAUAGGAUCGCAGAUUGCGGUCGCGAUGCGGGACUUUGACAUUCGAUUCUGAAUGGAGGCUUACGCUAUCAUCGUGCAUCUAUUUCCAGCUUACAGCAAUCUGGAUCACACCUCACCACCGUUCUAUUGUUUUGCUGA
Molecule: messenger RNA, 3190 nt
Organism: Pseudovirgaria hyperparasitica
Lineage: Eukaryota; Fungi; Ascomycota; Dothideomycetes; Acrospermales; Acrospermaceae
Exons: 2
Coding region: 435-3104 (889 amino acids)
Biological process (GO): regulation of DNA-templated transcription; DNA-templated transcription
Cellular component (GO): nucleus
Molecular function (GO): DNA binding; zinc ion binding; DNA-binding transcription factor activity, RNA polymerase II-specific
Source: RefSeq, a predicted model, not a curated record